AUGCCUCCAUCUCCAUCUCCACCUCCACCACGUCUACCCCUUUUUUCCUAUGAAUCAUUACUUCUAUUACGUGGGUCAACGCCCAUGAUUGUGGGGUCUAUGUCAUUUGCAGUUUUCACAGAUAUUUUUGUUUAUUCCAUCAUUGUCCCCGUGGUCCCAUAUGUUUUAGAAUCACGCCUAGGGAUUGCUGAAUCAUCUGUACAAACAAAUACUUCAAAGAUUCUAGCAUUAUACUCGGUGGGGCUUAUUGUCGGGUCGAUUGUGUUUGGGUAUGCGGCUGACAGACUCACCCACCGACGGCUCAUCAUGUUAUUGGGGCUUGCCAUUUUAACUGGCGCAACAUUAAUUCUUUUUUUCGCAAAAUCAAUGGCACUAUACAUGGUAGGCCGUGUGAUUCAGGGAUUAUCUGCGGCCGUGGUAUGGGUGGUUGGACUGGCAAUUAUAGCAGAUAUUGGAGACUCUUCUAAUAUGGCAUUUCUAAUGAGUUUCCCAGGAAUUGGGUUAUCAUUUGGAAUGUUUAUGGGACCCUUGGUUGGAGGAGUUGUAUAUGAUAGGGCCGGGUAUAAUACAGUAUUUUAUGUUUGUUUUGGAGUAUUGGCGGUAGACAUUUUACUUCGGGUAGUUAUGUUGGAGAGGUCUCAUAUGGAAGAGAUUUGUGCGAAACGGGCACAAGAAUUGAUGACGGCGGGUACUACGGAGGCUUCUUUGUCUCCGGCUCUAGCAGAGUUUGUGCGGGUCUAUUGCCCAAAGGAGACUUUUGAAGCGAGCCCUAACCCUGAUGCCGAAACCAAGAAAGAGGAGGCCAAAACCCAAACCCAAACCCAAACCCAAACCCAAACCCAAACCCAAACCCAACCACAAACUAUAAGCAAAGCAACAGUGCCGCCAUCACCUUUUGGAGUGACUGUGUUUAAGCGGCGCAUAAGAUUGCCAGCGUAUAUUGGUCUUUUAGGGGAUGUGCGUAUUGCCAAUGCCUUUUAUCUGAGUAUCAUUCUUGCUUGGAUUAUGACAGCUUUUGAAAGUAUUUUAACGUUACAUGUUGAAAGUGUUUUUGGGUUUUCUUCAUUACAAGCUGGGUUAUUGUUUAUAGCAUUUGCCGGGCCAUCAUUAUUUGAGCCUGUGGUUGGUCGGUUGAGUGAUAGGUUGGGGCCUCGGCACAUUGUAUUUGGAGGGUUUAUGUUGGCUACACCUGCGUUAAUUUUGAUGCGGCUUGCUGAUCAUGAGAAGAGUGCAGGCCGGAUUGCAUGUUUAAGUAUUUUAUUAGUUGCAGCUGGGCUUUGUGUUUCUACAAUUUUUGCACCAGUGACUAGUGAAUUUUCUAAUGCUGUUACAGAGGUGGAAGCCAAACAUCCUGGAGCUUUAGGAACUGGAAGAGGGUUUGGACAAGCUUAUGGAUUAUUUAAUGUGGCAUAUGCUUUGGGAUCGUUGAUCGGGCCCUUUGCAGCUGGUGGAAUUGCGUCUUCACACGGGUGGGGGUCUGCGGUGUUGUCACUUGGGGUAGUUACAUUUGUUUCUGGGGUUGCCACGUACCCCUUUACUGGAGGGAUUUUGAAGCGAGGGACUGGUAAUAAUAAUGAUAAUGAUAAUGAUAAUAAUGUAUAA
This is a messenger RNA of Magnusiomyces paraingens, 1602 nucleotides long. RefSeq lists its product as uncharacterized. Gene Ontology annotation, biological process: transmembrane transport. The transcript has a single exon. Bases 1 to 1602 code for a protein of 533 amino acids. Gene Ontology annotation, molecular function: transmembrane transporter activity. The record is from RefSeq and is a predicted model, not a curated record. Lineage: Eukaryota; Fungi; Ascomycota; Dipodascomycetes; Dipodascales; Dipodascaceae.